AUGUCCGCUGCAGUGUCGUCCUCCCUGGGCCGCGCUUUCACCAAGCGCCAAAAGCGGCCGGAGGUGUCCGCCCCCAUGCCCUUUCGCGAGGGACAGCCCCGUUUCGCCGCCGGAACGAUUAAGCGAUCCAAGAUAUCAGCGCCGGUCGAGCUGAUUUCCACCACAAACCUGCUUGCAUACACUGCACCAGACAUCCAGAAACAUGGUCACCAUGGACACAAUCACAAGCACCAGCAGCCAGUCAUCUCGCGGCCCAUCAUCCAACACCAACAACACUCGGCGCUCCAGCAUUCAACUUCCUCUUCUUCCUCUUUCCGAUCAGCAGACGAGUCCGACGCCAGUAACUCGUUACACACCCCCAGCACCACAAUCACCUCUCCCUCGCUCCCAGGUUCGACGGAGGCCUCCCCCAUCCUGAGAGAGAACGGCCACUACAACCAACUUACCGGCUACUUCGACCAGCAAAAGGAUGGUGCGCCACAACCUCCACGACCAUCUCAUGAAUACAGCGCUCCUCCACCUUCUAUCCCCACCCGCGCCCUCAGCCAUACCAAGAAGUCACACCAAGAACUCUCUCGCCAACGGUCGAACGCAUCAAAUAACUCUGCGGGACGGCGCACCCCAUCCUUAUCCAAUACAUCUUCUCCCACUCCUACCUCACUCUCAUCCGCUCACGCCACACACUCUGCUGCCGCCGCCGCCUCCCGUUCACAUGCACAGGACGCUCAUGCCCACCCAUUCGGCAAAGAGCUAGAACAAGUCAACGAGGUCGCAGAAGAAUUCUCGGCUGGUCAACUCUUCCGAGACGAAGAUGAGAGAAUCCUCGCUUCCAAAGGUCUCGUCAAGGUCGAUGUAAUAGAGUACCUCGAGGAAGUCAAGGGCGUAUACGCCUACGUCUUUGGCGGAGAAGUCGCCAAGCGGGACUGGAUCUGA
Molecule: messenger RNA, 933 nt
Organism: Nannizzia gypsea CBS 118893
Lineage: Eukaryota; Fungi; Ascomycota; Eurotiomycetes; Onygenales; Arthrodermataceae
Exons: 1
Coding region: 1-933 (310 amino acids)
Source: RefSeq, a predicted model, not a curated record